This is a messenger RNA of Strigops habroptila (Kakapo), 13960 nucleotides long. It is a transcript of the gene BBS12, whose product is annotated as Bardet-Biedl syndrome 12. The record is from RefSeq and is a predicted model, not a curated record. The transcript has 2 exons. The coding region runs from base 171 to 2297 and encodes 708 amino acids. NCBI's taxonomy places the organism in Eukaryota, Metazoa, Chordata, Aves, Psittaciformes, Psittacidae. Gene Ontology annotation, biological process: photoreceptor cell maintenance; chaperone-mediated protein complex assembly.
CCGCCCACUGCUUGUGGAAAGAAGCGGCGGCGGCGGCGGCGUCCUGGCAACGGAGCGUCGCGCGGCGUGUUCGGCGGCGGUUGGCGGUGCGCGCGGCCAGCCCAGUUCGCCUCAGCCAGGCCGCGGGGAGCAGGGGGAAAACGCAGCCGAAUCGAUCCUGCCUGCUGCCCAUGGCUUUCAGGGAUGUGAAUGCAAGGCGACACAUUGGACUUCAGCAACUCUCUUCCUUAGCCUUAGCUGGAAGAACAUUACUGGGGCCAGUGAAAUCAUGUAAAUUCAUUGUGGAUGAAAGCACCAACCAAAGCACAUUGAUUUGUUCUGCUGUUAGACUGAUUGAAAGUCUGGACUUAACUAGUGCUGCCGGACAGCUUCUUAAUGAAACCAUUCAGGCACAAAACAAGGAGUUUAAGACUGGGAUGAGUACCCUUUUGUUUCUUGUUGGUGCGUGGAGCAAUGCUAUAAUGGAAUGCCUCCAGCAGAAUGUUCCGGUUUCAGCAAUAGUAUCUGUCAUGUCCGAGGGGUUGAACUCUUGCUGUGAGAGAGUCCAGUGUCUUCAAAUAUCAAUACAUGAUGUAAAUAAAGAGCUCUGUUCUAGCAGUGUUAGGCCAAACACUUUUAAAAGCAAAACUUGCCAAAUUGGAUGUGACAGUCUUCCAAAUCCCCAGCUUUUCCUGUAUUUUCAGAAAGAUAUUUCUGUACCAGAAGUAAUUCCAAUAAAUUCUUGUUCCCAUCAGGAUGAUGAUUGUAAUUUUAAAAAGCACCUGGUUUCGCCUUUGGCUGGCUUUGGUUCAGUAGCUUCUCUUGUCAAACCCGUGGGUGACAAAAGUACAUCUGUGAUUUCUAGAAGUGGUGUUACCACAUCCAGCUGUAACAAACAAAAGCUAACCCAUAGCAGGUACUUCAGCACUCUAGGAAAAAGCUAUUUUUCAAGUCAGCAAGGUAAUUUUCAGGGAUACCUUCUGGGAACAUCAGCAGAUUCAUGUGAAUGUUGUGGUUUAGGACACCUGGCAAUGGCUCUGAGCCAUGGAAAUGAGACUAGCAUGAAACUGCUACAAAGCAUUGUUACGUAUCAGCAAGAGAGAGCAGAACACAGUGGCUCUUCCCAGUUUAAUGUUGCAGAAAUUGUGACAUGCUGCUUACUGGGCCUGCCUGAAAGCUAUUCUUGUGCCUCCCCAGGCUUCGUCACAUUGGUAUCACCAGAACAAGUCACAGUCGUCGAAUACUUUGAAGACAAACUCCUUCGGAUUCUGCUAAUAGAUGGUGACCUAACUGAGCGAUAUCGUCACUUAGGUUUUAACAGAUCAUGUAAUGUGAGGACCAUAGUGGAGCAUCCUAGGCUGCAGGAAGAAGACCUGUGGCUAAGCAGAAUGUUAGAUAAUCUGAUAAACUUUGAAGUAAACCUGGUUUUGGUCAAAGGAAAUGUGUGUGAAAACUUAAUGGAAAGAUGCAUAGCAAAUAGUAUAUUGUUAAUUAGUUCUGUGACUUGGAAUGUGUUGUGUUCCUUUGGGGAGGUCACCGGCGCCCAGCCAGUGACAUACCUCACCCAGCUGAACGCUUCUUUUGUGGGAAGUGGGGCCCAAGUGGAAUUGUGGAAGGCCUGUGAUGGGCGUGCAAUGGAUCUGGGUGAACUUGUACCAGUCAGAGUAAAAGCACGAGGAAUUCCUCUGCUCACAGCCGUGCUUACCACUACUAUAGCUUCAAAGAUGCAGCUCAUUGAAGACCAGUUCUGGACUUUAGUGUAUCGACUCCAUCAUGCUUUAAAUGACAAGAAGGUUUUUCUUGGCGGUGGUGCAGUGGAGCUCUUGUGCCUCAGUCACAUUCAGAUGCUUGCCGAACAGCCUUUACAGCCAGCAAAUCAAAAUGCUGUGAAAGAGUUUCACAAUCCUUGGCUGGCAGCAUCUGCAACUGAGUAUAAAUCAGUUGUGCUCCAAGCAUUAGCAAGUGGCUGGAAGCAGUAUCUUUUGGUGGUUAUGUGUAACACCACUGCUGCAUCGGAGUUGGAAGCGUGCACCUCAGUCGAUCAUCACCUCAGAAAAGCAGCUGACUGUGGCUCUCCUUCAGCAUAUAUAUUGAAAGAGUUUAGAAGAGGUGAUCUGCUCAGGGAUGGUGCUGGUCCCUUUGCUGGCCACAGGGAGGGUUUAAAGGUUUAUGAUAAUGUUACAGCCAAGACAGAGGCAUGGCGGAGAGCUCUAGAUUUGGUGCUACUAGUGCUUCAAACAGAUGCUGAAAUUAUCACAGGUCCCAGAAAGAAUCAGCUAUUGAACUCGCAUGCCUCAAGUGAAUAUAUGUUUUUAUAGGACUUGUAGGCUUCAUUUAUAAGUCUGUGAGUCAGAGGAAGAAGUCCAGGAGCAACCUACACUUCUUCAUAGUUUAUAAAGCAAACAUUUAGAUGUGAUUAUGACUUCAGAGUCUAACAGCAGAAAUCAGAAGAUGCAACAGUCACAAAGUAGAUAAAAUUUCUCAUUUCUAGAAACGGGAGUUAAAAACCAAACAGAAACCACUUGUGGGUUUCCCUCUAACCCCAGCCGUGCAUUUCUAGCCAAUAAUACUGUCUGUGGAUAGACUCAUCCAGUCAAACUGACGAAUCUUAUUUAGCAGAGCAGAUGUGCAGUUCUUAUUUUCAUUAUAAUGAGGAGUGCUAGGUAGGUGGACAUGUUGAGUCCAGUUGGAGAAAAGGUUGAUACUUUGGGUAUGCUUAUGUUCUGAACAUGCGCUGUCUGUAUAAGGUGUCUGGAUUUGUGUUCUGUAAAUUACUCUUUUUUUAAUGUCUUUUAAUGUCUUCUAAAGAAGAGUAGGAACGUAACAUUGGCAUACUUGUGUUAAAUGAGAGUAUAUAUAAUGUAAUUAAUUUUUAAUUAAUAUCUUGCUCUAUUUCUGUACAAUGCAAAUAUAAGAGUUAAAACUUGCAAUAAUUUAUGAGGGCUACAUUUUAUGCUGAAAGAUUGUAUUAAUAGAUUCUAUUUUUGCACAUUUAUAUGGGCCUUAUAUCUCCUAUUUCAAAUAUAUACCCUUUGAAAUUUCCCUCAUUUUGACAUGAAUUUAGGCAGAAUCCUCCCCUUUGGUGCUCCAGACUGGAUGUAUCUCUACACAAAGUUUUCUUUUACGUUGCAAGUUGGAUUUUUAGAUUAUUCCUUUUGGGCUCUCUCAGUUAUCCUUGCAAAGAGGAAAAUGUUAUAUGUUUUAGCUGUUAGCUAAAAACUGGAAACAAAUCUAUCAUGAUGAUUGAGGCAAGGCAUUUUUACUGUCUUUUGGCACUUGAAAUUUGAAAGCAGAGGCAUGGACAACUGGCACUUUGUUGCAAGAAAGGAGUGUAACUAUGGAGAUACUUUUUUUCUGAAUUUGGCAUUCUGAACAACUAAGUGAAAUGUCUUACCAGUGUCGUGAAAACAGACUGGGAAAAGAAUGAAAAUGGUGAUGCUAAAGCAGAUUCUUGCUUUUAGGAACUUUUUCAUUAAAAUGCUAAUGUCUGGAAGUAUUAGGGUUAAGCACUUACUGGUUGCAAUUGCUGGUGCUGAUGGCAGUCCUUCUGUGGUGAACGCUAAGAAUUGGGGUAGGCUAAAGAGUGUUUUCUGAGGUGUGAUUCAAUGGAAAGGCAGACAGAACUUAUUUUCCUUGUGGUAUCUCCCCACUGCAGAAGACAUCUCGGAGAAGAGCCAUCAGCUGCCUCAAACCGCUGUGGCCGCAGGCAGUUCCCCAGUUGACCUCUACCAAGCUUUAACACAGUCCUCUGGCUUUGUGCCCUGUUGGAGUUGCUCUUUUCUCCUGGGAAGGGUUAGGGUUAGGAUUCCCUGCAGAGGUGGGAUAGGCUAAUGAGGUUCUGAAUUAACCUUAGGUACGAGAUGAAAUUGGGAUCCUUAGAAACAGCUUUUGAGUGCUGAACUGACCAGAAGCCCUAACUUCAUUUUUAUAAAGAAAAGAAUCCAUCUAAAUGCAUUUUAUCCCAGAGCUUUCUCCUACACUAGUCUCAAAUUCAGAUCUUUCACGGAACUGUUUACCCAAGUGGAUCACACUAGGUGAAUAAUUGAUAUAAUCUGUAUGUCAGGAAAAGAAAGAUACAGAUAAUGAAAUUCAUCCUCAAAUAUGGUUUAGGUACAUAUAGGUAUAUAUGUCUGUGUGUAUAUUAAAGUAGUGUUAUACAAUGUUUUUUCAAAAGAUUCAAAGUUCUCAUUGCUCAAUUACAUAUUUUUAUUUUUUAUAUAUUUGCAUUCAACUCUCAGCUGGAAGGCUCUUAAGGAGCUUAAGGAGGCAUGUUAAUAGCAGUUGCCUUUUAGAAAUAGGGGAGAAAAGCUUUUUCAUGUGUAGAUAGUUAUGCUCCUAGUAUUUAGUCAUCUCUGACCUGAAACCGUAAAUAUUUUGGUUUUCUAAAAAACUCCGGAAUUCAGUGGCUUUUGGCAAAAUCUCAUCAGUACUAUAGGGGUUUAUAAUUUUAUUUUGAAACAGUAGUUCCUAGCAGCAUAGGGAUCUAACGGUAUUAAAGUUUUGAUCAGUUGGUAAUUGAUGUUUAACUGCUUGGCCACACUCUUCGUGUACUAAGAUAUGAGAGAGAAAGAGUUUGGUAGGUCAAAAGAGGCAAAAGGAGUUAGUGGCUGUUAGGUGAGAAGGAAAUGGAAGCACAGCGCAAAUAAAUAUAAACAAACUCUGCUGCUCUGCAAGUGUUUGCAGAUCAUCUUUGGCUUUAUACUGUUUUUCUUGAACCUCCUGUACUGAGCAUUGCAUAACCCCUGUUGCCAAGAAAAGAUCCAGUUGCGCUUUAUUUGAAUAAUAGAGUUAAGUGGAUUAUGGAAAAACUGCAUACAUGAAUUGUGUUGAGGUGGUCCAAACAGCUAUUUAUAGGGCACUUAGAUGCCGAGAACUGACACACCAAAUGUUGAGAAAAUCCAAAAUGAUGUAAUUUUUCCAAUCGGGCUUUUAAAAAGCACAUAAUGAGAUAUUUAAGUAUUGUGAUGCAGAGGUUUUCUAAAAAGCUGUGAAGCAUUAUAUUUUGGUUACUUAACACUUGCUUUUCUACAGGCCAGUGAAAUGGAAAAUUGUAUAAACUAGCUAGAUAUGGUAUCCUGCAUUACUUAAAAUUAUUUGUUUGAUAUACCUAGAAAUUUAACAUGCAUGCUGUCCUCAAGGCAUCUUCCUUCUGCAACGUGAAAUACAAUAUACACGUGUGGCUGCCUCCACUUCAAAGCUCUUGAACCUCUUUGCAACACAGAAUGGAGGUCCUGUGCAUGUGUGCCCUGGCUCUUAGCACAGGGAGUGAUUUCAGCUUCUCCCAGGCAGAGGCUCCUCCUAGGGUACACAAAGGCUGUUUGUGUAGAGUAUGAUGUGAUGCAAGAGCUAAGCUUUUAUAUUUGAUGUGCCUGGGAAAUUGGGAAAUGGCAGAGAUUUUAGGGAAGGGAUUGUCCCAAGGAGCAUCUCACUCCCUACUGAAACCCUGUCCUAGUCAGGAGCCUCAUUUCUCCCUUCCAGCCCAGUAUCAUCAUUCCCAGCUCACUCCUCCUUCUAUUUAGGGCUGAUGCCAUUUUAUUUAACAUUUAUAAGGCCAACCUUUUAGGUGUCUCUGCUCCUUCAUGAUUUCCUGAAAUGUAAUAGAGGUCAUAGCAACAAGAGCCUUGUCCCAAGGUGGGCCAGCCUAGAGGGCACAGCCUGCUUGCAAAUUCUGGUCCAGUAAGGACUGAUAACUGCAAGGACUGAUUGAAGCAGAUUAUUUGGGAUGCUCUUCUGGGCUGCUCUAUCUCCACUUCCAUUUAUCCUGGGAAAGAUUCAAGUAUGGGGAGCAAAGUGGCUUUUUUUUUUUUUGAUGAUUCAACAUUUCAAAAAUCUACCUGCUGUCCUGUGCUCCUCAUUUGGGGCAAUAACAUGGUUUGCUUUUUAGCUUAGAAACAUCACCUGUGAGCAUGUUCCUUUUUCACAUGUUGGGGUCUAAGUUAGUGAGACUAGAAAUUACCUUUUGCCCUGUUAUUUCAGGAAACUGGUGCAAACUUGCACAAAAAUACUUUUUGAAAAAUGCAAUGUAAAAUGACACUAACAGCUAUACAUUACAUCUUUUAUACAUCUUCUAUACUCUCCAAGCACUCCUAGCACCUGUAAAAUGUCACUGGGUGGAGUUAGUAGUAGUAUCUAAUUGAGUAAGAAACAAGUUUACUCUGGUGUCCAUGUAUGGAAGCUUCCUAACCUCUUGAUUUCCUUUUGAACUUCUUGAUUUAUUCCUGCCAGUGUUUGUUUUAGAACAAAAGUUCUCAGCAUGUGUCUUGCCCAGUGACAUUAGGAAGUUUCCUUGUCUGAGGCUUUCUGCAAGUGGAUCACAGUAACUGGGGAUCUUGCAUUUUUUCCUUUUUGAAGGGACCAGGGUGUGACUAGGUGCUCAAGAUUGUGCCACAGUGAUACGUUUGCUCUGUCCCUUGCACAACUUCUUUGUGUUAAUUUUUUCCUUGGGAGUCUAGUUAAACUUUUUAGCUGUUGGUAACUUCCAGAAUGUGAUGAUGCGUACUGCUGUUACUACAGCUUUUACCUUAAACUCACUUUUAAAAGUAUUAACUUGCUGAUAGCACUUUGAAGCAGAGAGAGCAUAUUCCAGUUUUAUUCUCUUCCCAUAGAUCAGUAAUCCUUUUGAGAUCACUUCCACACCAGUGCAGUUAGAGCAUAGUUUGUGUGACACAAAUGUGGAAAAAUCAAAAAAUCACAGGCUAAAUUCUGCUACUCGCCACCAGCGUUGCUGCAUUAAUUAACAAUUUACCUCAAAACUGCAGGACAUAGACCCUUUUCUUUCAAGAUGUGUGUUAACCAAGUAUGACUAGAUCUGCAUCCUUAAAGGACUUUUUCUUUGUAGAUCACAUUGCUCCAAGAACAAUGUCCACAGGGAUGAUUUCAGCACAGUUGAAGGGAGAGAGAACAGCUCAAGUAUGUGCACAAACUAGAGACUGGUUUGAUCCUGAAUGGUGGAAGGAAGAAAAAACCGCACUAUUCCAUCUAUUUUGGCUUCCUAUCUGUUUAUUACAUUAGUAAUAUCCAUUUCUUUAGACUUUUGAAAAACACCCAUCUUCCCAUUUUGAAAGAGCAGUUAGCAUUUAUGGCUGUCCGGGUGUUGUAAAUGAAUUUUACAAAUUCUAUACUGUGUAUUUUGCAGUGCCUAGUAGAGCUGAGACUGUGUCAUGGGCAUUCCAGUAAGCCUUGAGAACAUAACCUGAGCUGGAACCUUCUGCAAGUCCUUACAAAUGGUUGCAAUACUUGCAGAUGCAGCAGGGACUGAUCAGGCACAGAUGGUGAAAGCUCGUGGGAAGGACGGGAAACUAAGAAACCAAGGCCUGUAUUUGGUUUUCCCUGACUAGCAGAGAUUCAAAACAAAAGUAAAAAUCUGUUUAAAUGGAAAGGAAUUCUUUCCUUGGGGACCAAGUGCUACUCCAAACAACAGGAUUUUCAAAAAAUUAUUACAAGAGUAUAAGAGUUAGCAUUCAGUUUUUAUUUAGAAGUAAUGGGAAGAUUGGUCCCUGCCUGUCUUUUAUUUUAGCUCAAAUAAGUAGAUUGGGGUUUAGUGCUAUUCACAACUUUUGUCUGCUGUGUUAUGAGACCAAAUAUUUAACUAGUGUUGCAGAUUUGGAGAGAUGACUAAAAAUAACACAGUUGGUGAACUUAUUUAUUUCUGAGGUGUAAUCUGAGUCAGUGCUUUCACUGACUAAAGUUAAAAACAAAACAAAAGCAAAUAAGAGGAACCCCCCAUUUGUUAGCACUGGAGAGCCAAAAUAACUCCAUAGGAGUUGUAUAAAAUAGAUUUUAUUUAUAUAUCUACAUAGAUGUACACAUUCUCGAGCAGAACAGACAAAGUUUCUCAGUUAGCAACAUUAACCUGUAGUCUAGUCAUACAAUCCUGAACUAGGGCAGUUAAUCUAUUCACCUCUUGUUAUGCCAAAGAAAAUGAUUAUAAUACCUCCUUUUUCAGGAUAACUAUCUAUUACCAGUAAAUCCUCAUUUUGUCCAAGAGCAGCGUUGUACAAAAAGAACCACUCCAGUAAACUGAAAAGAAUUAUGUCUUGUUUGGGGUAUUAAUUCCUGUAUUUCAUUUGCUGUUCCCUGUGUUUGCAGUCCUGUCUGUGGGUUGCAGCUCAAAGAUACACAUAUACCACGCACGUACUAAUUUAGGGGAAGCAGUCAUGAAUGCUGUAUAUAUACGUGUGUAUAAUUCCAUAUCAGUAUAAUGUCUUUGAUUCCUUAGUGAUGAAAAUUAGACUAAUACACCUGCAGAAGUAUGGAUAUGUUGAUUAGAUCAGUUUAAUUAACUGACAAAUUCCUCCUAAUAUAUCAUUAUUUAAAUUCCCUGAAUAUGCCUUGCUCAAGGUAAGGGGCAGUCAGUGUUCAGUCCCUCACUUCUCACUGCCCUUCAUCUCUUUAGUUUAUGUAAGCACUGUUUAAAUACCCAUCCAAAGCACAUCAUUCAAGUUCUUCUGGUUCAAGGAUACUUGUUUUCUGGAGCCAUUUAGCUGUGACAGAAUGCUGAUGGCUGCCAGAAGCCAGGAAACUCAGAUGUAAUUUGCAGUAAGAGAGCUUUACUGGAAAAGAAGCCCAAAUCCUUCUUUGUUUAUCUGAAGUACCAGGCAGUUAACUUAAAAAUGUUUUUAUGCAUGACCCUGGCUGUGCAAUUAUUCUAGCUUCUAUUUUCGAAGUAUUUGGCAUCUCAGAGCAGUGCUGUAAAUAAGCUCAACAGAAUUGCCGUAUGUAAGAUCAGUAAUUACUAUACAUGGGGUUUCUGUGGCUAAUAGAGGAAAGGCUCUCAAAUCUCAGCUCCAGCGAUGAAUACUUGGGACUGUUUCCCAAGUGAGCUUGAGGAGGACCUCCAGCCUUCCACAUUCCUCUCACAACCUCUGAUAAAGCCAGUGAAACUGUGGAAGAAGAGAGGAAUUUCAAAGCCAGGAUAAGCUGAAGGAAAUUACUUAAAAUUCCAGUGUCUCUUACUUGUUAAGUCUGAUCAUUAAACAGACUUAUUACUAAACUGUUGAAGAAAGAUUUUCCAAAAUACAGGGGCUAAUUUAAAAUUUGUUAAGUCUGAUCAUUAAACAGACAUAUCACUAAACUGUUGAAGAAAGAUUUUCCAAAAUACAGGGGCUAAUUUAAAAGUGCAUGACUUCUGUCUGUGCCAAGAGGUGCUGUUUUAAUUAACUGUCUUCGCUUACCUGUAAAAUAGAAUUUUAGACUGCCCUACAACAUGAUACUUGGAAUUUAACACAUAACUAUGAUGUGAAGAGGCAUUAUGCAAACAGGAUGUUCCAUAUCCUGUCCUCCCUCAAAUGAUCAUGUCCAUCUCUCAGCUAACAAGUUAAAAUGGGAUUUGUUUUGAAUUGGGUUUCUUUUAAAAGGCCAGUCAAGCAGUUUUCUUUCUGUUUUAUGUGUUGCUAUGAGUUGCUACCACAAAUUCAGUUUUUGAAUGAGAAUUUACAGAUGCUUUUUCUGUAAAUACAUUUUUCAUGUAUGACAAGAUGUUACUAUGCUGAUAUGUUAUUCUUAGGAGGCUGGAGGGGAAGGGGGAAUCAUACUUUGGUCAUGAAUUAAUAUAGGAACCAAUCCCUUUUUCAUAAAAACAGCAGUGAAGUUUCCCUUGCUUUGCGGAGUUAAAGGCUUAGUCUAUAAGAAACAGAUUAUUGCAAAAACAUGAUUGUCCUUUGCUCUUCUGAGUACUGGAGAAGGGUGUCUUUCUGAUAAUUUCUUAGUGGAAAGAAAUGUAAAAUUGAGGACUGCUAAUGCUGAUGAGCAGUGCAACCUUCAUUAAAAGCCACGCUUUCUCAGAUGAACCUCUAAUAUGCUCUAAUAGCAAUAGCAAUCGAGUACUUAAUGAUGACCUGGAAAAAAUUUGCUUCCAAAAUGCAGUAGGUUGAGCCAUCCUUUCCAUGGAAGAAUCUGAAGAGGGUUAAGAGCCCACCAUCCCUACUAGUUAGAGGAUGUCUCCUGCAGGGAAUGUCACUGAGGGAGAGUAGUCAGCUCUUGAGACAGUCAUACCCAGCUCUAUCAAUCUGUUUCUUAUGUCUAAUACUGCCGACUCUGUGGAGAAGAAACUCUACACUCUGUAUAGUGUGUAACAAGAUGAGGCCUUGGAUAAUAUUUAGGAGCAAAAAUUACUGUAGUAAUGAAUGAGUGUUUGAAGUCAUUUAAGAUUUGGCUUCUUCACCUUGAAAGACAUUUUCUUGAUUUGCAAACUUGAUAAAGUUGAUGGAAUUUGUCUAAAAGGCUCCUGCAUUGCUUGGCUAUACAGAAUUCCCACAAGUCUGGACUCUGUAAGGUUAAUAUCUAGGACAGGGAGUUCUCAGAGGGUAGUAGUAAAACUUGACAGUGAACACAGUAGCUCUUUUUUGGGAUAUAGGGUGAAGAUUAAACUACAGCAGUUACAGUGUGCCAAGCAGAGCUACUAGUAGUCAUACAACAUACAGUGCAAACUCAGUAGAACAGAAUGGUUCCUCUACGUACAAAUUGGCAUACUGGCAGGAUGGAAUAAAUGACUUCUUUUAAAACACUCUGGAAAUGAAAUGAGAUUGCAGUAUAUGUGUGGGGUUUUGAGUUCCACUAAUUCUUUUUAACACCUCUUUUAAAGAAUCCCUUAUAAUCUGCAAUCAUUUACUUUGCAUGCAAUCUCUUUAUUUAUGGCUUUGAUAUUAAUCUUCAGUGUCAGAUCUCUGUCCGUGAUUGUCUUGAUCUGCCAAAAACGUAAGAAGUUGCCCCUUGUCAUGCUUCCUAUAUUGCUGAUGUGAUGCACUGCUGGGUCAGGCAUUUUUGACAGCAAUGAUUUUAAUAUUGCAAGCAGAAAAUUAACAGACUUUAUUGUUGAAGAUGUGUUGAAAAUCCUUACCUCCUCUGUUUGGUUUGUCGGGUUGGUUUUUUUUUUGGUGGUGGUUUUUUUUUUUUUAAGCAGAAACUUAAAUUGCCUUUUUAGAAUUAUGCUUUCAUCUAUGUCUGGCUUUUCUCCUGCUCUGUUUGCUCUUGAGUCCCCAAAAUUAGCAAGAGUAAUGUUCUAGUUUGCAGUGCAGUAGGAAAGAAUAACUUAACUUUCUAAAAUGUAAUAAACAGUACAAGACCUGGAACAAAUACAAAACCUUCAGACAAGGUGAAAGCCCCCAGAAGAAUACCUCUAUUCAAAAUGUCUGUGGAUGUCUGCAAAUACUGCCAGGAGCUUAAGUCUUGUCCUUUCCCUUUCCAAACAUGUGUAUUAGGUUUUUCUUUAAAAAUACAUACUGUAUCCUUGAACUCUUCCCUGCUUCUAGUCAAAGAAGGUAGUAUUUCCUAUUUCCUUUAGACUAGUUGAUUCAUACACAAAAUAAAAUCUGUGAGACAUUAUUUUGGUCUUGGUUAUUUCUCUCUUGUGAUAUUGGAUGGAAAACAGUCUUUCUGAAAUAUUCAAGCUUUGAAAAACAGCAAAUGUUUCUAGUUAUUGAGGGUUUUUUAUGUGGGUUGUAAAAAUAAAGUACUCUUAAUUAAGCUUCCUUUAGAAUAGAUUCAUCUCCCAUUUUGCCUUCCCUUCUUUGCAAAUUCAUUGCUUUCAGCAAGAAUCAUAAAUAGAUGAAAACCUACAUGCUUUACAUUAAAUGUUAAUCUGAAAACAAAACAAAAUCCCAACAAAUUCCCUGAGGAGAAAAUACAAUAGAUGUUACCUGGCUUGACAUCUCGGGGAUUUCACUGGGUUUAAAUCUGUUUCUAACUGAUCCGAUCCAGCUUUGUUUAAAAUGCCACUUAUCCUUGAAGACCUGUAUGUGCUAUGCAGCAAAUCUUCUCCUCAUAAGGUCAGCGUUGUGUGGAGUUUCUCCUGUGGGUGGAGAAACUGAGACCCUGUUGUGGUUGUCCCCUGAGACCAGUUGUCAGCCCACGGGGAUGGCUUGAUUCCCCAGAGCAGCCUUGUAGGCCAGGAUCUGGCAAACUAUUCUGCACUGUGCCUUUAAUAAUAAUCAAAUAAAUAGUCUGAGCAACUACUGGGAUCUGUCUAUCUCUGAACUGUGGGACCCACAGUAACAUGGGGCUGCCAUACAUUUAAUCUUUUUAAGCCCCUGUGCGUUGCUCUGCUGGUGCCUCUUCAUAAAGAGAGAAGCAUGGUAAAUCUGCCAAGUUAACUUUAUCUUUAGUCUGUUUCUCUUCUUACACUGUACUUUAUUUCUCUGUUGUGUUUUGUUUUUAAUGGAACUAAUUAUAAUCUUCCCUCCCCUUGUUGUUUGCAACAAAAUAUCUGCUUUACAGACAGAUCAAAAAGGUUUUAUUUUUUAUAGGAAGCUCAGUUACAGACGUAUGCUUCCAUAAUGCGUGUAGGUUAGAUUAAUGUAAUGUUAGAUUAAUGUAAUGCACAUGGAUGACUUAAAUUCUUAAAUUUCUUCCUUAAAUAUGAGCUUUGCAAUUCUUUUGGGGUCAAAUAUGAUGGAGUGAGAGAUUGUCUGUUGUUUAAUGUGUCAUCUGUUCCACCUGGGUGACGCCCAUCUGUUUGAAUGUCACAAGCAGAGGCUAAUUUUGUAGCUGUGCUGUUGCCAGCAGCCUAAGAAGGAUUCUUUGUUGCAUUUAUUUAUUCCUUUUUAUUUGCCUUGAAAUCUCUGCUCAUUAUAGCCUGAGUUUCUCUCUGUGGUCUGUUGAGAACAACAGCCAAAGUCCCACUGAAAUUUAACUUAAUGAGAAGGAGUCAUAAGUGCUCUAGGAUUUAUUCUUGGAUUGUUUUAGUCUGUCACCAUCUUUUAUUAGCUGAUAAUUUCAUGUUCAUUAAUGACAAGACAGUCAACCAGCAUAUCCUUUACAGUAGAGGUUGUCUUUACCGUAGUAGCUUUUCGUAUUAAAAAUCCAGGCAAGAGAGAAUUCUUCCUGGGCUUCCAAAAUGUGAGUAGAAGGAAGGGAUUAAUAUAAAGAUGAUGGCCUCGUCAUCUGAUCUAGCCUCUUAAAUUCUUUUUGAUGUGCCAGCUCCAGAAAUUCUUCAAACUUAUUUUCUUGCAAUCCCCUGUAUAUUCUGCUUCUAACAAAUUCCUGUGAGAAUGACUGCAACAGAUCAAAAAAUGAACUUGGUUUUGAAUCACAUUUAAAAUUGGCAGGAAAGCGAGGGACUUAAAGCCAAACCCCACAAUAUCCUCAGAUAUGAAAUAUUUGGGAUCAAGAGCCCAGUGUUUGCUUCUGAGAAGAAGUAGGGCUACUUGUGAUUCGCUGCAAUCAAUCAGGACUUUCCAGUCAUCUGAAAGAAAUGACACUGAAAAUGAAGUGCAUGUUAAGACAGAGGCACUGUAUAGCUUUGUCUGGAGGACGGUAUCAGCUGUGGGUGGGACUGCCUCCCUGGUGUUAUCUAGGGUAAUGUAUAAGCCAGGCUGGAGAAUAUAAUGAGUAAAUUUUUGAUAUUUGGGGUACCUGUGGGAACCAUGUAACCUUCUCAAGCCACUUUAUCACCUAGGAGGACUCCAGUGUACCCUACAGGGAACUGCCUAUAGGCUGUGCAGUCUUAGAAAGGACAACUCUGGGGAAGGAUGUAUUGUCAAUCUUCCCUUCAAAGGAGAAAAUCCCCAUUCCCGUUUUUGUAGUUUUCCAGCAUUACCUAGUUUUUGUUAACCAAGUAAGCCCAUGCCCCAUGUCUUACCUCCAGUUAGGUCUUUAAAGGUUUAUUAUUUCACUGUAAUAAUGAAUGUCUGCUCAUUGCCUUGCAGGUAUGUUUGAGGCAGCAAAAAUCCACUGCACACAGCAACUAUCAAUGGCAAUUCCUUAUAAGAAGUUUGGUGUAAUUGCUGCAAUUACACCAGAUAAUCUCUUACUGUUACAUCAGACAUAAUUCUGAAGGCAUUAUAUAUAGCCAAUAUUUCAAACUAUACUUAGAGAUUGAUAGGAUAUGUAUGUUGCAGACUUUGCAUUAAUCUGAAGCAACUCAGUUCCACAAGAAAUUCUAGAGGGGAGUAACCACUUGAAGCCUAAAACUACUCCACUGCCAUUAUUGCUCUCUUUUCAUAUUUAAAUCUUGCAAUUAAUAUUAUUAAAAAAAAAAAAAAAA